GGGGGCGGGGGCGGGGGCGGUGGGACUCUUCUCGCUCCCCGCGGGGGCUGCGCCGGGGUCGGGUGUGCGGCCGCCUCCUCCUCCUCCUUCGCCGGGGUAAGCGCCGUGUCCGUCCCGCUGCCCUGGGGCCGUGUCCUCCGCCGCGUCGCUUUGUUUUCUAGGAUUGGCAAAGAAAAAUGCUGUCUCAGGAUCCCGUCAAGUAAGGUGCCUUAAUGUCCCGCACCGUGAGCAGUCUGAGUCCUUGCCAGGCUUGGUCAUGCAACCGCACUCCUGUUUCCUGAUCAAGUGAGUUAACUGGCUGCUCCCUGGAGGAACAAACCCAUGAAGAUACUUAUUCUCACCACCUUGAGGUAAGUUGCAGCCUUGCUGAUGAGACUUGGAGGAGUCAGCAGGACUUGUGAAUUGACAGCUGGUGCUGCAGGGACAGUAGCGAAGCUGAAAAUAAAUGCAGUAGGCAUAUUGCAGUGCUUCUGACAGUGAUAUAAGAAAGAAUUGCUCCCGGGAAGAGAAGCCUCCCUGCAAGGCCAACCCUGAAGAUGUGGACUGCCAUUGCAUUCUUCCUGCUGAUUUCCUUCUGUAUAUGUGAAAACCGGUUUUCUAUCCUGAAAGGGAGAGGAGUCCAUGUAGUGCAAAUAAACAGGCUUACAACUGAAAAGCAAUGCAGGCAGGCUUGUCAAAGCCCAGGUGCUUCAGGUAACCAUCACUGUAAUUGGUCUGUGCCCUACCAGAAUCACUGCAUCCUCUUGCAGUGUCACCAGCUGAGCAUGUGCCAGAAUGCUGGAGAACAAGACAUCAAAGAUCUGCUUGGAGAAAUUGUCAGUGGGAAAAGGGAAACAGUCCUGUUUCACCACCAAAGCUAUCCACAGAAAAAGGAGAGGAUGGUGAACGCAUGGGUUGACCGACGCAAUGUGGAAAACCUGUUUUCCUCAACUGCUUGGACUCACAAGAUUCACUUGAGGAAUUUGCUCGAGGUUCGGAAGGAAGAUGGAGCAGCAAGUGCAAACAAAACAAUUGCAAGCAAUGCUACCACCACCACAGCGACCACCACCACAGCCACAGCCGUAACAACAAACGUUACAAAUGCAACUGCCCUCGCGACAGCUUAUGAGACAGCUGCCAAAGCCUCAAAUGCCUCUGGAGAUUCUGAUUUCCUUCCUGAAAAUACAUCAUCCACUGCCUCUACUCCCACUUCUGGUAACAUCCCUGCUUCCACUUCCAGCCAUUUCACCGAGCUUGUGACUGCCACUGAAAAAUCAGGAAAUAGUAGCUCUGUCUCAGUAUCAUUCCCUGCUUCUACUACUUCUCCCCUCACUGUCAUUUCUGAAGAAAGUGCUCAAAUGGCUCAAGCCAGCACCACCACCAGCACUCCCCUCUCUAGUAGCCCCACCAGUGUUCGACCUGGCCUGACGACACCGAAUGCAACAUCGACCACCCUCAUCCUGCAGGAUGCAGGAAUAUCUUCUGCUGCUUCCACUCGGGCCACAGCACUCACCCCCUCAGACACUUCACACUCUGCGAAUCCACAGCUGCCUGGAGGGCCAGAAGCAAAUACAGCCACAACAUCCUUGAGUAAAUUAACUUCUCUUCUGGGCUCUACAAGAGGUGCCAUGGUUUUAACUACUGCCUCUACAGCAGAAGUUACAACCAGGCAUGGGAUAAAGUCAACAUAUCACAGUCUUUCAACAACCACAGCUUCAGCAGAUGCACCCAGAACAACAGCUUCAGGCCUUGCAGAAACUCGGGACAUGGACAAUGACUAUCUUCUCAUUGCUGCCGAGCCCCUAACUCAGUACUUAGUGGAUAAAAGUUUGCUUCUUGCAGUGCUUUUAGUUGGUACUUUUUUUUUCAUAACUGUUAUAGUUCUCUUCCUUAUGCAGGCCUAUGAGAGCUACAAGAAGAAGGAUUACACACAAGUGGAUUACCUGAUCAAUGGAAUGUAUGUGGACUCGGAGAUGUGAAAAGGCGGGGAUAAAGCAGUGGGCAGGGAGAUGGAAAGGAGAUUGAAAGCCUGCCUGACUGGUUUUUCUUUCCUACUUGCCUAUAAAACAAAUUGAAAGUGCUUCCAAAUUUACUUCUGGUGCAAUUGAGGAGAAAUGCCAUGUACUGUAUUAAGGAAAAAAAAAAUGUUUUUAUUCAACCAUGCAACAGGUUAAUGUAAAAAAAAAAAAAUUUAAAAAAUUCCAUAAUGCACAAUAGCUUUGGCCAUUAUUUUUCAUUGCAAUACAAACCUAACAAGGGGUAAGCCAUCAUCCUUGGAAAAUGCUGUGGCACUUUUUCAACUGUUUACAGUGCAAGUUCCUCGUAUUUCAUUAGUUUCACUUGUGCUCCUCUGAAAACAGAGCAAAGGAUGCUCUCAUCCUUUGCAAAGUUGUCUGAAAUUGCCAGAUGAGAAGUGUGGAGUGUUGCUGCAACAGGGAACUUUUAAUCCAAUGUGUGUCAUGUCUCAGUAUGCUUCUUGCUUGUAGAGAGGUCUGUUUACAAGGUAUUGUAAACUCUGUUUACUGCUAACCCAAGAUAUCUUUUCACCAUGGAGUGGAUUACAGUGCCUCUGCACUUAAAUGAUCUUAUUUUUCUAUUAACUUAAUAAAUAGGGCCCUGGAAGGGCAUAUCUGGUUGCA
Messenger RNA from Phalacrocorax carbo (great cormorant), 2618 nucleotides. The record is from RefSeq and is a predicted model, not a curated record. NCBI's taxonomy places the organism in Eukaryota, Metazoa, Chordata, Aves, Suliformes, Phalacrocoracidae.